CGCGCCUGCCCGCACUCGGCAUGGCGGCCAAGGGGCUCCGGCAGCGGGCGCGGGGCGGCGGCGGGGAGGCGGCCCGGCCGCGCGACGACCCGCCGGGGACCGAGGACAGCAAGGCGGAGCCGUCGGGGAGCAAGGCCGGGCAGGUGUGGGCGCCCGAAGGAUCCACCGCCUUCAAGUGCCUGAUCUCGGCCCGGUUCUGCGCCGCGCUCCUGAGCAACGUCUCGGACUGCGACGAGACCUUCAACUACUGGGAGCCGAUGCACUACCUCGUCUACGGGAAAGGGUUCCAGACCUGGGAGUACUCGCCCGCCUACGCCGUCCGCUCCUACGCCUACCUUUGGCUUCACGCCUUGCCAGCGUUGUUCCACGCCAGAGUCCUGCAGACCAAUAAGGUUCUCAUCUUCUAUUUCCUGCGAUGUCUCUUGGCCUUCGUGAGCUGCGUGUGUGAGCUCUAUUUUUAUAAGGCCGUCUGCAAGAAAUUUGGGCUGCACGUGAGCCGGCUGAUGCUGGCCUUCCUAGUUCUCAGCACUGGGAUGUUCUGCUCUGCAGCGGCCUUCCUUCCCAGCAGCUUCUGCAUGUACACCACGGUGAUCGCCAUGACUGGUUGGUAUAUGGACAAGACCUCCAUCGCCGUGCUGGGGGUGGCAGCGGGAGCCAUCAUGGGCUGGCCCUUCAGUGCCGCUCUUGGGCUGCCCAUUGCUUUUGACUUGCUGAUAAUGAAGCAGAGGUGGAAGAGCUUCCUGAACUGGUGCCUGGUGUCACUGAUCCUAUUUUUGGUCCCCUUGGUGGUUGUGGACAGCUACUACUAUGGGAAACUGGUUGUUGCGCCUCUUAACAUUGUAUUAUACAAUGUCUUUACGCCUCAUGGACCCGACUUGUACGGUACUGAGCCCUGGUCCUUCUAUUUCGUUAACGGCUUUCUGAAUUUCAACGUGGCAUUUGUCUUGGCUCUGCUCGCCCUGCCGCUGACCUACCUCAUGGAACGCCUCCUCCAGAAGUUCCACGUUCAGAAUCUGGGUCGGCCAUACUGGCUGACGCUGGCUCCUAUGUACCUCUGGAUCAUGAUUUUCUUCAGUCAGCCGCACAAAGAGGAGCGGUUUCUCUUCCCCAUAUAUCCCCUCAUCUGUCUCUGCGGAGCUGUGGCUCUUUCUGCCCUUCAGAAAUGUUACCACUUCGUAUUCCAGCGUUACCGCCUGGAGCACUACACGGUUUCCUCCAACUGGCUGGCCCUGGGGACGGUCUUCCUCUUUGGACUCUUGUCACUGUCACGCUCGGUGGCCUUAUUCAAAGGCUACCAUGGGCCUCUGGACCUGUAUCCGGAGUUUCACCGAAUUGCCACUGACCCGACCAUUCACACAGUGCCAGAGGGGAGGCCGACUCAUGUCUGCGUGGGCAAGGAGUGGUACCGAUUUCCCAGCAGCUUUCUCCUGCCAGACAAUUGGCAGCUCCAGUUCAUCCCAUCAGAGUUCAGGGGCCAGUUACCAAAACCAUUUGCCAAGGGACCAGUGGCCACACGGAUCAUUCCCACAGACAUGAACGACCAAAACAGAGAAGAGCCAUCCAGAUACAUUGACAUCUCCAAGUGCCAUUACCUGGUGGACUUGGAUGCAGCCACCGAGACACUAAGGGAACCAAGAUACUCCUCCAACAAGGAAGAGUGGGUCACCAUCGCCUACAAACCCUUCCUAGAUGCUUCCAGAGAUCGUUCCUCCUGGGAGAAGUCUUCCAGCUCCAAUUUAGCCUUACAGCAUAUUUGGACAAGCCUGUUCCCCGGAGGAUACGUCUUUAGUGAUGUUGACAACCGUGCCAGCAGUCUGCAGCAGAGUCUACCCGGUGUCUAGCACCCGUCCAGGAGAAGGAUGGCAAGCAGGACCCCAAGUGGAAACAACGGGUGAUCCAAAGGCAGGGAGGGGCCAGCUGGGCAAAACAGGGACAAGUGCUUUUCUUCCUUUUUGCACAUCCUUAAGGAAGAUUUACUCUAUUGAAUGCAAAAAAAGGUUGGAAAAAUGCAAACUGGGGGAAGGGCAUGUUCCUGUCUGUACCUUGUUGCCUGGACUAAUCCUCCUGGACUAAUCCUGCGAGGUUGUACAGGCCGAGAUGAAAUUCUCCCCUGUGCAAAGGAGCAGCACAAGCCAGAGGCCUGCUUGGAGAGCCCAUGGGAGGUGUCAGCCCUGCAUCAGUCUUGGGCAGGUCCCUCGCAGAGCAGGCAUUUCAUCCUGGCAUCAGCGGUGUCUGCUUUGCUACAGCCUUUGGGGGUGACCCUGGAAUUUCCCUUUUCAGAGCAGUAGGCUGGACAGGAAACGAAUGACUUCAGGGUCCGGGCUCCGUUUCGGAUGAAACUCACGUCACCAAUCAGCCCUGCAGUGCGUGUGUCAUGCUCCCAUGAGUGUUUUUAACGGGCUUUCCACCCAGAGCGUUUACCUUGGCGUAACUGGGCUCUCUUGUGCCGCAUGAGGGCUCACAUGUGACUUGAAACCCAACCAGCCGUCUGCUUCCCUCCAGGUUUCCACUUAUCGAUGAAAUAAAGAAACACAGGCUGCAGCUAGGAAGAGCCCAGCGAGCCCUUCUCUGUGGUGCUGCUUGUCUCACUGCCCCACCUCUGUUGCCACUUUCCUUUUCAUGUUCACUGUGGAAAGAUAGUCCAAUAAACCUCUGUUUUAAAUUA
Molecule: messenger RNA, 2665 nt
Organism: Alligator mississippiensis (American alligator)
Lineage: Eukaryota; Metazoa; Chordata; Crocodylia; Alligatoridae
Gene: ALG9
Product: ALG9 alpha-1,2-mannosyltransferase
Exons: 15
Coding region: 21-1841 (606 amino acids)
Biological process (GO): protein N-linked glycosylation
Cellular component (GO): endoplasmic reticulum membrane
Molecular function (GO): alpha-1,2-mannosyltransferase activity
Source: RefSeq, a predicted model, not a curated record